AUGCUGCGCUGGCUGCGGGGCUUCGUGCCCCCUGAGGCGGCCUGCCAGGAGGACGAUGACUCCUUCCGCUACGAGAGCCUCUUCCGAGACUUGGACCGCCACGAGGACGGGGUGGUGGACAUCGUCGAGUUCCAAGAGGGGCUGAAAAACUGGAGCUCCUCGUUUGACCUGCACUCGGAGACGGCUUUACCGGGAGUGUGGGAGAUUCGGAGAUACUGGAGAGGGAACGUGGCUGGGGAGGGUCGGAGAAGACGGGCGGUGAGCGCGGCUCCCUCCCUGCAGCGCUUCCUGGGUGCCGCCGGGAGGCGCUCGGAGUCCCCGCCGGGCCCCGCGCAGACGCGCUGCGUCGCUGCCGUCUCGGUCCGCAGCCGCCGGGCGGCAGAAAGAGUAACUUUGCAGGCGUCGAAAGGUAGUGCUCCUAAAAGUUCCCGCUGCGACAUGGCCUUGGGGAUCAGGGGGCAGGCCACGUGCCCGCGAGAGUGCUUUCAAGCGCUACGAGUGCCGCACGCCCUUGGGCGAGAGGACCUCCUGCCGAGCCCUGGGCUGCCACGCCGGCAGGGACAAAUGCAAGCUGAGGAGGCACAUGCUACGGGAAUGCCUUCUGCCAGCACCAAAUCCCGUGAGAACGAGGAGCGCUUCAAUUGUGACCAGUGCCAUUAUGCGUGCAAACAGAAACGGCACACGGCCUUACACAAAAGAACCCAAACUGGGGAGAAGCAUCUUAACUGUGGUCAUUGUGACAAGGCCUUCCGCAAUGUCAAGCUCCUCAGAGUGCGCGUCAGACAGCACCACGGGCCCGCAUUUACCCCUAGCCGCUCCCCCUCUGCUGGAAACGUUUUUAAAGCUGGAGACACCAACAAUGAUUCAAGAUUGGACUUUGAAGAAUUUGUGCAGUACCUUCAAGACCACGAGAAAAAAAUGAGGCUGGCAUUUAACAGUGUGGACAAAAAUAAUGAUGGAGUAAUAGAAACUUCAGAAGUAAUUGCUGCUUUGAAAUCAUUGGGUAUGAAUAUUUCUGAAUCUCAGGCAAAAAAGAUUCUACAAAGCAUUGACAGUGAUGGAACAAUGACAGUAGACUGGGAUGAAUGGAAGUACUACUUUUUGUUUCAUCCUGCAACAACCAUCAAUGAAAUUGCUCGUUUCUGGAAGCAUUCUACUGUAAUUAACAUAGGGGAAAGUAUAGCUAUUCCAGAUGAAUUUACUGCACAAGAGAAGUGUUCUGGAGAUUGGUGGAGGCCAUUGGUGGCAGGAGGAAUAGCUGGCGCAGUUUCAAGGAUGUACACGGCACCUCUUGACUGCUUGAAGGUCAUGAUGCAGGUUCAUAGUUUAAAGUCAAGGAGAAUGAGACUGAUUGGUGGGUUUGAGCAGAUGGUCAAAGAAGGAGGGCUUCGUUCUCUUUGGCGAGGAAAUGGUGUAAAUAUUUUUAAAAUUGCACCAGAGACAGCGCUUAAGAUUGGAGCCUAUGAACGGUAUAAGAAAUGGCUUAGUUUUGAUGGUGCUAAAAUAGGAGUUAUUGAGAGAUUUAUAUCUGGCUCAUAGGCUGGUGUAACUACCCAGACUUGUAUUUACCCCAUGGAGGUUCUAAAGACCAGACUGGCUGUAGGUAAAACUGGACAGUAUUCAGGGGUUAUUGAUUGUGGCAAGAAGCUUCUGAAACAAGAAGGUGUUAGAACCUUUUACAAAGGUUAUAUUCCUAACUUGCCAGGUAUCAUAUCUUGUGCAGGCAUACAUCUUGCCGUUUAUGAGCGUUCGAAGAAUUAGUGGCUAGAAAAUUCUGCAGGAGACUCUGUAGACCCUGGGAUAGUGAUUUUGCUGGGCUGUAGUAUGUUGGCUCACACUUGUGGUCAGAUAGCCAGCUUCCCUCUCAACCUUAUUAGAACUCGCAUACAGGCUCAAGCACUGGAAGAAAAAGGAACAACAGCUUCUAUGAUUCAGCACAUUCAGGAUAUAUAUAACAAAGAAGGAAAACGAGGAUUUUUCAGGGGUCUAACCCCAAACAUCGUAAAGGUGCUGCCUGCAGUAGGCUUCAGCUGUGUGGCUUAUGAAAAAGUGAAACAACAUCUGGGGUUAAUUUAG
This is a messenger RNA of Equus quagga, 2076 nucleotides long. Its product is annotated as calcium-binding mitochondrial carrier protein SCaMC-1-like. Lineage: Eukaryota; Metazoa; Chordata; Mammalia; Perissodactyla; Equidae. Gene Ontology annotation, biological process: transmembrane transport. Gene Ontology annotation, cellular component: mitochondrial inner membrane. The transcript is spliced from 13 exons. Gene Ontology annotation, molecular function: ATP transmembrane transporter activity; calcium ion binding. The record is from RefSeq and is a predicted model, not a curated record.